AUGAAUGAAAAGGUGGCCAACUACGUAAAAGGCCUCGACCUUUCCUGUGGUAUCAUGUGGGCAUCUGCUGAAAAAUUAUUCUUUCCAUUUCGACUUAAGCCACUGUCAGGCCAAAUAUCUACGCAUUAUAUUUUUGGAAUUCUGGAGUUUAAAGAUAAAUCUAUUUAUAUGUAUGAUUCCAUGGGCGAUGUAACAUAUGAGCGUGCACUUGAACAUGUCAGAAAUUAUGCCCGGUUGAUCCCACACUGUCUCGAAUGCUUGGAAUUUGGUCAAAACAAUAAAAGUUAUGGGAAAAGUCAUGUGGAAAAAUUUCAAAUUAAGUGGAUGAACACACCGCUGCAGGAUAACAAUGUUGAUUGUGGUGUAUUUGCUCUUAAGUUCAUGGAUAUGCUGUUGAAGAAAGAAGAUGUCUUCAAGUUCGAUCAAAGUCAGACAUUGACAUUCAGGAGAGAAUUGGCUGCUAAUCUUUGGGCUCAUGGAAAGUGGAAGCAAGAUAGCGGUUAUAAAACUACAAAAGAGUGA
Molecule: messenger RNA, 522 nt
Organism: Nicotiana tabacum (common tobacco)
Lineage: Eukaryota; Viridiplantae; Streptophyta; Magnoliopsida; Solanales; Solanaceae
Source: RefSeq, a predicted model, not a curated record